This is a messenger RNA of Fusarium coffeatum, 879 nucleotides long. RefSeq lists its product as uncharacterized. The record is from RefSeq and is a predicted model, not a curated record. Bases 1 to 879 code for a protein of 292 amino acids. NCBI's taxonomy places the organism in Eukaryota, Fungi, Ascomycota, Sordariomycetes, Hypocreales, Nectriaceae. The transcript is spliced from 3 exons.
AUGGGUGCACAGGAGUACCAGCCCCCGACAGGAUUACUGUCAGUCGCUGAGAUUGAGGAGCGUCGACCGUUGGUGCACAAGAUCGAGCAGACCAUCCGACGCCACAACGACGAAUUCAAGAUGCAACAGAAGCAUCUUGGACCUGCUUUCUACCUACCUCGACCAGUCCUUGACGCUUACAUCGACAACAAGCCCAGCGGGCUACAGGAGCUUCUUGAGAGUAACUGUCACCUCGCUUCUUCGAUCCAGAUUUGGGAGCCAGCUGAAGAUGAAGAAACCCGGGCCGCUUCGUCUCGCGACCGACAUGCCUGCAUCAUCUCUCGCACUGCCUACCCGGCAAUUAUGUAUGUUUUUCCAGGCUCCAUGGCAGCAGACCCUCAAGUCUGUGAACAAAUGAUGUCGAUGAUGGGGUGUGAGUUGAACCCCAAGCAUGAAUUCGGCAGUCGUGGAAACAUGUUCGCCAUACACCGAGGGCUGGCCGUGUGGCGACGCAUGGGCUUCUGGACUUUUGAAAGCAUCCAGGAGCCUCAGAAGACUGACAAGGGUUGGGAGAACGCCCUGAAGUUCUAUUGGCUCCCUGAUUGCAGCAAGAAACUCGAACCUGGUGAGAGCAUCGAGUCCAUCGAAGCUAUCAUUGAUCGAGUCAUCCAAUGUUUGACUGUGGCCCAAUCCAACGGACUGCCGGCUCGCUCUCCUGCCGAAGGUAGCGGCGUCAUGGGACAUUGGCUUGAUACUGAACAGAUGCUGCGCAGCGGUCACAUCUUCAGGGUCCAACACGAGACCAAGGAAGAAGCUGUCGUCUUCCGCAACAUGAUCAACAAGCACUGGGUGUACUCACAGGACGACGCAAAUGGUAACCGCGUUGAUCCUCGCAAUUAG